Molecule: messenger RNA, 5299 nt
Organism: Pan troglodytes (chimpanzee)
Lineage: Eukaryota; Metazoa; Chordata; Mammalia; Primates; Hominidae
Product: POTE ankyrin domain family member B3
Exons: 12
Coding region: 437-2191 (584 amino acids)
Molecular function (GO): protein binding
Source: RefSeq, a predicted model, not a curated record
GUAACGGGUACGCUUCGCUUCGCGUUCCUCGCUUGGCCUUGCGUUCCUAGCUUGGCUUGGCUGUUAGUCGCUUUGCCUGGUGUUUCUUGCUUGGAUUGGCGUUUCCUCCCUCGAAUUCCUUUGCUGGGCUUGACCUUUUCUCUGUUGGGUUUGGCAUUCCCUUGACUGGGCUGGGUGUUUCCUUGGGAGGGGGGGCUUGGCCUUUCCUGGGGUGGGCGUGGGGUCCCCCUGGUGGGCGUGGGCUUUCCCCGGGUGGGUGUGGGUUUUCCCUGGGUGGGGUGGGCUGGGCUCCCUUGCUGGGGUUGGCAAGUUUUGGCUGGGAUUGACCUUUCUCUUCAAACAGAUUGGAAACCCAGGGUUUCCUGCUAGUUGGUGAAACUGGUUGGUAGACGCGAUCUGUUCGCUACUACCGGCCUCCCCUGGCUGUUAAAAGCAGAUGGUGGCUGAGGUUUGUUCAAUGCCCGCUGCCUCUGCUGUGAAGAAGCCAUUUGAUCUCAGGAGCAAGAUGGGCAAGUGGUGCCACCACCGCUUCCCCUGCUGCAGGGGGAGCGGCAAGAGCAACAUGGGCACUUCUGGAGACCACGACGACUCCUUUAUGAAGACGCUCAGGAGCAAGAUGGGCAAGUGUUGCCACCACUGCUUCCCCUGCUGCAGGGGGAGCGGCACGAGCAAUGUGGGCACUUCUGGAGACCAUGACAACUCCUUUAUGAAGACACUCAGGAGCAAGGUGGGCAAGUGGUGCUGUCACUGCUUCCCCUGCUGCAGGGGGAGCGGCAAGAGCAACGUGGGCACUUGGGGAGACUACGACGACAGCGCCUUCAUGGAGCCGAGGUACCACGUCCGUCGAGAAGAUCUGGACAAGCUCCACAGAGCUGCCUGGUGGGGUAAAGUCCCCAGAAAGGAUCUCAUCCUCAUGCUCAGGGACACUGACAUGAACAAGAGGGACAAGCAAAACAGGACUGCUCUACAUUUGGCCUCUGCCAAUGGAAAUUCAGAAGUAGUACAACUCCUGCUGGACAGACGAUGUCAACUUAAUGUCCUUGACAACAAAAAAAGGACAGCUCUGAUAAAGGCCGUACAAUGCCAGGAAGAUGAAUGUGUGUUAAUGUUGCUGGAACAUGGCGCUGAUCGAAAUAUUCAAGAUGAGUAUGGAAAUACCGCUCUACACUAUGCUAUCUACAAUGAAGACAAAUUAAUGGCCAAAGCACUGCUCUUAUAUGGUGCUGAUAUUGAAUCAAAAAACAAGUGUGGCCUCACACCACUUUUGCUUGGCAUACAUGAACAAAAACAGCAAGUGGUGAAAUUUUUAAUCAAGAAAAAAGCUAAUUUAAAUGCACUUGAUAGAUAUGGAAGAACUGCCCUCAUACUUGCUGUAUGUGGUGGAUCAGCAAGUAUAGUCAAUCUUCUACUUGAGCAAAAUGUUGAUGUAUCGUCUCAAGAUCUAUCUGGACAGACGGCCAGAGAGUAUGCUGUUUCUAGUCAUCAUCAUGUAAUUUGUGAAUUACUUUCUGACUAUAAAGAAAAACAGAUGCUAAAAAUCUCUUCUGAAAACAGCAAUCCAGAACAAGACUUAAAGCUGACAUCAGAGGAAGAGUCACAAAGGCUUAAAGUCAGUGAAAAUAGCCAGCCAGAGAAAAUGUCUCAAGAACCAGAAAUAAAUAAGGACUGUGAUAGAGAGGUUGAAGAAGAAAUAAAGAAGCAUGGAAGUAAUCCUGUGGGGUUACCAGAAAACCUGACUAAUGGUGCCAGUGCUGGCAAUGGUGAUGAUGGAUUAAUUCCACAAAGGAAGAGCAGAAAACCUGAAAAUCAGCAAUUUCCUGACACUGAGAAUGAAGAGUAUCACAGUGAUGAACAAAAUGAUACCCAGAAACAACUUUCUGAAGAACAGAACACUGGAAUAUCACAAGAUGAGAUUCUGACUAAUAAACAAAAGCAGAUUGAAGUGGCUGAAAAGAAAAUGAAUUCUGAGCUUUCUCUUAGUCAUAAGAAAGAAGAAGAUCUCUUGCGUGAAAACAGCAUGUUGCGGGAAGAAAUUGCCAUGCUAAGACUGGAACCAGAUGAAAUAAAACAUCAGAACCAGCUAAGGGAAAAUACAAUUUUGGAGGAAAUUGAAAGUGUAAAAGAAAAGAGUGAUAAACUUCUAAAGGCUAUACAACUGAAUGAAGAAGUAUUAACGAAAACCAGUAUUUAAGUACAGUGGACAGCUUAGGAUUUUGACAACUGAGAAUGCUCAGUUCUGAACUGGAGAAUGUAAGACACAGCUAGGAAACACUGGAAAUGGAAAUUCAAUCAUGUCAUUGUAGACUGACUACUGCUCUACAUGAUUGUGAUCAAAGUCAGAUAGCUGAAAGGGACUUCUUUCCAGAGAACAAACAUCAACAGGUUUAUUUACAGGAGAAAAUGAAUUCUCAUAUAUCUCACCUAAAAGGUAACAGUGAGAUUCUUUCUGAACAACUCUAACGCUGACAGUAAAAUUAACAACCUAAAAAUUAAGCUCCAUCACACAGGAUAAAUUCUGAGAGAAAAGAUGAGGCAGGCCACCAUCUUUCCUGUUUGGGCAACUUAGUCAUUCCAGCUUGCGGGCUUUGGAGAGUACAAACUCACCAGGGGCAGAAGAGAUCCUGUGGCAUAGCACAGCUGCUUUACCAAAUCAUGGCCAGAAUGCUGCUGUAAGCAGGCCCCUGAUCCUGUUCCUCGUCACUGGACAGGAUCUCCCACCUGAGGCCUCCAGCUACACCCACCAGUGUUCCCUGGCCAAUGGAGAUUUGAAACCUUCCUGGGACAGAGUUCCCAGAGAGAGGGGUGGGCCAUGACCUUUGUUGUUUGGGCAACUAACCCUUCUGGCCUGUGGGCUUUGGAGAGCCCAAGCUGACCAGGGGUGGAAGUGGUACCUCAGCACAGAACAGCCACCCUGCGAAAACGUGGCCAGACUCUUGUUUAAGCCAGUCCCCAACCACAUUUCUAAUCACUGGGUGGAGCCUUUCGACCAGGGUCUCCAGCCACCUUCACUGCUGUUCUCUGGCUGACAGAGGUUUCAGGCCUCCCUGAGUCAGAGCUCCCAGGGGGAGGACCAGACUGUCAUCUUUGCUGUUUGGAUGACUCAGCCAGUUCAGUCUUAGAGUUUCAGAGUGUCUGAGGAGACCAGGGGCUGAAGUGAACCCCCAGCACAGCAUAGCCACCCAACAAAAAUGUGGCCAGACUUGUUUUUUAAACAAGUCUCUAUUCGUGUUCCUCCUGACUAGGCAAGACUUCUCAACUUGCUUCCAGUCACAUCCUACAGGUGUGUUCAGAUUGGCAACAGGUUCAUACCUCAGAGGUACAGAGCUCCCAGAGGGAAGGGCAGGCUAUCGUCUUUGCUUUUUCGCAGGCUUCACUGCUGAUACCUUCAGCCACUGGAAAAUACGAGGCAAUUGGCGACUGGAGUGGACCCCCAGCAUACCACGGCAGCCCCACAGAAAAGUGGCCAGACUGUUAUGUGGGUGCCUAUUUCCAUAUCUCCUCGAUGGGCAGGUCUUCCUGGCCUGGGUCUCCAGCCAGCCCCCCACUUGAGCUUUCAAGCCAGUAGCAACUCAGCAACUCCCUGGACAGAGCUUCCAGGAGCAACAGAAAUCCUCUCUGCCACUGCCUCUGCAGUGGAACUGCCCUUGCUACCCUCAGAAUAUCAAGGGAGCAAAGACCCUAAGUGCCAUAUUGACACCUCCAACAAGCUGCAGUUGACACAAGGAACAAGUCAGUCCAUCUUCCACGGGUACAACACACCCGUUACUGCUCAUCACCAGACAAGGAACCCGGGCUUGGGCCCACAGCACAGACCCUCCAUCCUGGGGUGAUUACAUUAAGUAACUGCUAACUUACACCUCUCUGGGGUGGAGCCCCCAGGAGACAAGGAAAGCUGGGGUCCUGGGAGAGGCAAGCAGACUAGGGAGGGCUGAGAUCAGACCAGCUCCAUCUGAUGUGCAAGACCAUCCAACAGAAUAGACCAAGAAGAGGAAAGAAUCCCAGAGCUUGAAAACUGGCUUUCUGAAAUAAAACAGGCAAACAAGAAUGGGGGAAAAAAGAAUGAAAGGGAAUGAACAAAACAUCCGAGAAAUAUGGGAUUAUAUAAACGACCAAAUCUAUGACUGAUUAAUGUACCUGAAAGAGAUGAGGAGAAUGGAACCAACUUGGAAAACACAUUUCAGAAUAUCAUUCAUGAGAAUGUCCCCAACCUAGCCAGACAGGCCAACAUUCAACUUCAGGAAAUCCAGAGAACCUCAGUAAGAUAUGCCAUGAGAAGAUCAUCCCCAAGACACAUAAUCAUCAGAUUCUCUGAGGUCAAAAUAAAAGAAAAAGUGUUAAAGGCAGCUAGGGCGAAAGGCAACAUCACCUGCAAAGGGAAUUCCAUCAGACUUAGCAGACCUCUCAACGGAAACUGUACAAGCCAGAAAAGAUAUUCAACAUCUUAAAGAAAAGAAAUUUCAACCCAGAAUUUCAUGUCCAGCAAAAUUAAGCAUCAUAAGUGAAGGAGAAACAAGAUCCUUUUCAGACAAGCAAAUGCUGAGGGAAUUCAUUAUCACCAGACCUACCUUAAAAGAGCUCCUGAAGGAAGCACUAAAUAUGGAAAGAAAAGACCACCACCAGCCACUACAAAAACACACUGAAGUACACAGACAAGUGAUGCUAAAAAUCAACCACAUACAUAAGUCUGCAAAAAAGCCAGCUGACAGCAUGACGACAGGAUCAAAUCCACACAUACCAUUACUAACCUUAAAUGGAAAUGGGCUAAAUGCUCCAAUUGAAAGACACAGGGUGCAAGCUGGAUAAAGAACCAAGACCCAUUGGAGUAUGCCGUCUUCAAGAAACCCAUCUCACAUGCAGUGCCCUACAUAGGCUCAAAAUAAAGGAAUGGAGAAAAAUAUUUCAAGGAAAUGGAAAAUAGAAAAAAGCAGGUGUUGCACUCCUAGUUUCUGACAAAACAGACUAUACCAAUAAAGAUUAAAAAAAAAAGAGCUGGGCACGGUGGUUCACGCCUGUAAUCCCAGCACUUUCGGAGGCUGAGACGGAUGGAUCACAAGGUCAGGAGAUCGAGACCAUCCUGGCUAACACGGUGAAACCCCGUCUCUACGAAAAAUACAAAAAAUUAGCUGGGCAUGGUGGCGGGUGCCUGUAGUCCCAGCUACUUGGGAGGCUGAGGCAGGAGAAUGGUGUGAACCUGGGAAGUGGAGCUUGCAGUGAGCCAAGAUCGUGCCACUGCACUGCAGCCCAGGCGAGACAGUGAGACUCCGUCUCAAAAAAAAAAAAAAAAAAAAAAAAAAAAGAA